Molecule: messenger RNA, 1098 nt
Organism: Pelagomonas calceolata
Lineage: Eukaryota; Pelagophyceae; Pelagomonadales; Pelagomonadaceae
Source: the annotation of a GenBank genome assembly
GCCUCGCAACAGAACAACCAAGAUCGCCGCCGCGCGCACACGCCCGCGUCCGCAGAUACGCGCCGCUGGCGCAUCGCAGCAGCUGCUGCGCGCCUCCUUGAGGCUGCCCCGUUGACUUGUUGCAUCCGCAGGCACUCACACAAUGUACAAGCUCCUGCUCGUCCUCGCUUCGGCCCAGGCGCUCAAGCGCCCGCAGCGCGCGCUGGCCGUGCGCGGUGGUGAGGUCGACCCCAUCACGAUUGGCAAGGGCAUCGUCGCGGCGUCGGGCAUCUACGGCGCGUUCGAUCCCGCGGCAAACGCCGGUCUGUACGGGAUCAAGGCGGAGGACAAGGGCAACGCCAUGAUGCGUUUGAUGGGCUGGUCGCAGAUCCUCUUCGCGGCCGCGCUCAACCUCGACAUGGACAGCGUGGUUCGGCGUCGCUCUGGGUGCCUUCUUCCUGCGUCGUCUCGGCGCCGUCGCGGCGAUGGCGUCACGCGCUGCACGCCGUCGCCGCGAUUGCGUCGACGGCGUCGCGGCGAUGGCGUCAUGUCGUAUGCCAUAUCACCAUUCUAUCGCAUAGGCGUCCACGGCCAAAUGGCUUACCACUCGAUCGCGUUCCUCCUCGUCGCGCAGCCGUCCUUCGAGAAGUUCCAGUGCCCGAAGGCGCCCGACGCCGUCUGGAUGGCGAUCUGUGCGGCUGUUGGCUACAAGACCCUCGACGGGUCUCUCAACAAAUGGGUCCCGACGGCCAUCUGGCUCGCGAACGGCGCGCAGUUCUUCCUCGCUCCCCAGAGUGCGAUCGACCUCUACGAGAUGAAGGGCACGAACCGGUUGUGCAAGGCGAUGACGAGCAUGAUGGGCGGACAGAUGCUUUGCGUGGGGACGUACCUCGCGGCGCUCGUCAUGGACAAGAGCCAGUCGGAGGCGUUCGCCUACGCCAUGGCCGUCAAUGGUUUGGCCGCGGUCAAGUUCGCUCUGCAGGACGCUGAUGACCUCAAGGCCCCGAAGAGCGGCCCGCUCGCGUGGGCCGCCCUGUCGGCGGGCCUCGCCUACAAGGCGCUCAACUAGACUCGUACUAGAAAGUGACUAGAUUCACACAAGUAGAUAGACUUCGCGGG